AUGUCCGACGACGAGGAAGAGUACUACGAGUACGACGAUGACGAGAUUUUCUGGGUUGAGGAGGCAGACCCAACUGCUGCUGACGACCUAGCCGCAGCCGCUACAUACGACCCUACGUUCCUCGAAGACCCCUCUAUUGAAACUGCGGACUUAUACAGUGACUGGGAAGAGUUAACUGAUGACUACUACGAUGAUGAUCCCACCGCCGUCCGCCGACUACGCGCCAUGGGCAUUUUGCCAAUUGACGAACCAUUCCAUAUCGACGCGCCUCCCUCGAAACGCAGGAAAGUAGCGGAUACCCUUGCGGCAGAUCUUACCUCGUUUCAGGGUGUUGCGUGGAGACAGCCCGAUGAUGAGACAGACAUGGUCGAGAUUUACGCUCCCGGAGACGGCGAAAAGGUCGCACUACUGAAGAACUGGAGGGACAUAUUCCGCGACGCUAAGCCAGCAAUCAAACACCUACGUGGGCGGAUACCGUCUCCGAAGACACUGGACAUUGUUUCGCGGGAACAAAGCGAGUCUGAGCUGGACGUCCCGUCGUUGGUGGAGGAUAACUAUGAGGACGAGAUGGUUUCCUCGGACGCUGCAGAAGCACUGCCUGCUAAGCCGUUGGCCGCUCCAGUUCAUCCCCAGGUGGUAAUCAUGAAUCCGCCUUCUGAAUUGCCCGUCAAUUCGAAGAAAGACAAGCAUGGCGGCCCUAAAGGUACACUGGAGCCACUGAAGGAGGAUAAAGGGUUCGCGAUCAAUGGGGCUACCGCCAAAAUGCCCGCCGAGAAGAAGACCGAAGAGCCCACGGCGACUGCGCCACGUAGGGGACGGAAACGGAAGGCCACAGUCUCAAUGGACGAUCAACCAGAUCAGCCUGGGAACAGCGCGGAUACGGAAGCGCGGCCUAGAGCGAAGCGAGUAGCGACGUCAAAGGCAUCGCAGGCAAAAGCAUCUGAAGCUACAAAAUCUACUUCAAAGUCAUCAGGCCCUGUGCGCCGAUCAGCAAGGCACAAGAAUUAA
Messenger RNA from Aspergillus mulundensis, 1008 nucleotides. RefSeq lists its product as uncharacterized. The transcript is spliced from 2 exons. The coding region runs from base 1 to 1008 and encodes 335 amino acids. NCBI's taxonomy places the organism in Eukaryota, Fungi, Ascomycota, Eurotiomycetes, Eurotiales, Aspergillaceae. The record is from RefSeq and is a predicted model, not a curated record.